GAGCCGUCAAUCUUAAUUUCCCACCCACGCUGAUCAGGAGGUUCGGUUGUAAGGAUGUUGCUCUGUACCUCAGUAAUGGGGGUAUGAUAUCUGUUCUGUUUUCUGAUUAAAGUUGUGUUUCAGGACUACAGAACGCGUCAGAGAGACUGUAAACCAUUAAACCAAGCGUUUAAUUCCUCAAAAGCUUUAGCUUUGUAACGUUAGCUGAGUCGUUGGGAAACUUGAAGCCACAGAUUAAAACAGCAACAUCUGCUGAAGUUGAGCUGAUAACUGGGAGCUGUUCCGGUGGUUAGCAAGAACAUGCCAGCAGCAGGUAAUGCCCAGGUUACCCAGGCUUGGCUACGCUCCUCAUGGCAAAUUCAGGUGCCUCAAACGUGGCUUGAAGCUUGUGUGGAAUGGGUGCUAGAGGAGGCAGGAGGUGUGGCCGUGCCUCAAGCCCAACUCAACAAGCAGGUUCUGGACCAGUGGCUACUCACGGACCUAAGAGACCUCGCCCAUCCUUUACUGCCUGCCUGCAUUUCAGAGGCCCAGAAGAUGGAAUUGAAUGGCUGCUACUGCCUCCAGUUGGACUCCCUGCUGGACGUCAGCCAGCCAGCCUACUCUCAGCUGCAGCGAGUCCGUGGUUCUGACUGCACCAAUGAGCAGGUCACUGCUGUGACUCAGGCCACUCAGAAGCCGUGGGAGGCCAAGCCCACACGCAUGCUAAUGCUGCAGCUUACCGAUGGGGUCCAGAGCCUGGAGGGCAUGGAAUACCGGCCCAUCCCAGCCCUUAAUACAAGUCUUCCUCCAGGCACCAAGCUCCAGGUGGCGGGAACCGUGGUGGUACGUCUUGGGGUGUUGUUGCUGAAGGCGGAAAAUGUAAGAGUUCUGGGUGGGGAAGUGGAGCAGCUUGUGGAGAGGCAUUCCCAGUCAAAGUUACUUUGCAGAACCCUAGGAUUGCCUGAGGAAAAUCAUCCGCAAGAAGCAGAACCAGAUGAUCAAGAGCUGCUUGCAGAUGUGGAAGCUUUAAGGGAGCCUCAGUUAGGUGGGGCCACUCUGGACAGUGGUUAUGACAGCAAUGGUGGCAGCCUGGCCUCACAAGCUUCUGUCAGAACUGACUGGUCUCGUAGCUAUCAGUUGGAACCUUCCCACCAUGCGACACCUGCUUCUAUUAGCCGGAAUGUAGUUGAACCUUCCGAUGAGGACUUCCAUGAUAUUCCAGAUAACUUUGAUGAUAUUCCCGACAACUUUGAUGAGGUUCCAGAGAAUUUUGACGAGGUUCCAGAGAACUUUGAUAAUGUCCCAGAGGACUUUGAUGACAUUCCAAUGGAGGAACUGGACAGCAUCAUGACGCCUACAGAAAUGAAGGUCUUGCCAACAAAUGGAGGUAUGGAAUAUGAUGGGAUGGGAGAACGGCAUGCUGCCCCAAGCUCAGAUAGACAAGUCAACCAAGGUGGAGGACCAAGCCACCUCAGUUUUGCUUCUGGAGCAAAUGUCAAUAAGUCCAACGGUCAUUCUGUGGGAUCAAAAAUAUACAAUCAAAUGGCUGAUGCAGGUGCUUCAGAUGAUUCUCUCACUUCCCCAGAUCCAAAGAUUCCCAGAUUUGAUUCUAUCUUUACCAGCCCUCAGAUUGGAGCACAUGUUUCUACAGACAAGCCUAACAUUAAAGCAGACAUGUCUCUCCUCAACUACCUGUGCAUUCUGCAAAAUGGCACUUGGCCUCCCUCUAUCGUUCAAGUGGUGCGACUUCAGGCCUUUAUAGUCACUCUAGUUGGAAACCUGCGCUGCAGUGGUGGGGAAUGGAAACUCGGGGCCACCAUAUCAGAUGGCACUGGAUAUCUGGACGUGGAUCUCUCUGACGCUUUGCUGACUAAUCUGAUUGGCUUCUCAGCAGCAGAAUCCAAAGUGCUAAGGAAGGACCCAGCAAAGCGUAGAGUGGUUGAUUCUGGGAUACAGAACUGUCAGAGGGAGCUGGUGGAUAUGUGUUGUGUGAUGAGCGUUCAGUUAGAGCCAUCAGGGAAAUGCGUGGUAUUAAAGACAGAUCUUCUGGCAGACAGAGAGUUCUGUGAGCUACAGAGGAGAGUCACAGAGAGAAGGAGUUAACAUUUUAUUUGGUGCUUCAUUAAAAUCCUAAACUUAAGUAACUGCUUUUUAAUAGUGUCAACUCAGAUUCACAUUUGAAUUGGUGGAGGAAAUUUGAAUUUCACAAUGAAUUACAGGGGUGCAUGGGCAACCAGGCAGUCUGUAAUGCGACUCCAAAUAAUUUAAAGUUAUUAGUACAUUUGAAUGCAUAUUUAUGUCCGUGGCUGAGUGAUAUAGUGAAAAUAUAUUCACCAUACAUAGUAUGCUUCAAAUUGUUAUUCAUAUAUACCUCCUGUACUUAGCACAGUGCUAUAUAAUCAAAAUGCUGCACCUUAUCCAAUUAAACAGGACGAAUUACAUUGUUUGCAGCCGGGCUCAAAAGGAUUUUAAACAGUGCUAUGCAAAAUUGCUGUUAAGUUCAAGAUGUCUGUUUCUUUAGUGUAUACAAAAGUAACUGGUCUUUUCAGUUCUUUGUUUAAUUUGUUUAGUUCAUUUCCAUUAUAGGACAUUUACAUCCUUUUAGACCUGCAGUUCUAAGUGCUGUUUAUCUGACUGAGGCAAUUUUGAAGUCUGUGGCUGUUCAGGGUUCCAUUUUCUUUAAAUUAUUUAAUCUUUUUUUAUUCAGUUCAAAUUUUUGAAAUCUGGUAUUUUUUUGUCACAUUUCACACUUUUACACACUUCCCUCUACCUCCUGCUAGUAGAUUAUAUUGGUUAUAGUCUUAAACAUUUAAUCAGUAUUAUUGAUGUAAACAUACUGUUUUUGUACAUCAAAGAAUGAUAAAGGUGCUUCAGUAUCUUUAAAAGGCAAUUAAUUAUCUAACAUUGUCCCAUUGUUCCAACAUACCUGGAUUCUAGAUUUACUUUUAUUUCUCCUAAAGGGUAAACUUCCUGAAAAAUCAGGACCUGUAUUCAUAGUUUGUCAGUGAUUUAGUCUCCACUUAUUUCCUGUAACCAUUCUGACAAGAACAUAUUCUAGAUCAGAAGCUUUUAAGAAUAUUUUUUUAAAAUAUAUUUUUAUAACUUAAUUUUUUAUUCUAUUUCAUCUAUACCUGCAUAAGCUCUCUGUCAGUUCUGUUAAAAGAGCUAACAGGCAUUUAUGUUGACUAGCAGUGCUUAUUGUGAUUGGGGAGAAGGAAGGUCAUUCUAUUCACCCACAAACAAGCAAAGGUUUAGGAACUCCUAGGCACAGAUGGCUGUGGCAUUCACAGAGAUCAAACUGGCAUUAGGGGAGACGCUCAGACAGCUGAGUCUCUCUUUCAGUAUACUUUUAAUGCCUAAACCUUAAUUUCCUAACUUUACUUUCAUCUGUCUCGUUUGUUGUGUCUCAGUUGAGACUGGCUUUAGUAAUGUUGCAGUUAGGUCAAACUUGCCGACUACAAUGUUUAAAAUCGAAAUGUAUUACUUUUUACUUGUUGAAUAUUACCUAAAUAAAAAUAUAAACUGAAUUAAA
Messenger RNA from Astyanax mexicanus (Mexican tetra), 3511 nucleotides. RefSeq names its product RMI1, RecQ mediated genome instability 1, homolog (S. cerevisiae) (gene rmi1). Bases 301 to 2082 code for a protein of 593 amino acids. Gene Ontology annotation, cellular component: nuclear body; RecQ family helicase-topoisomerase III complex. The record is from RefSeq and is a predicted model, not a curated record. Gene Ontology annotation, biological process: resolution of meiotic recombination intermediates; double-strand break repair via homologous recombination. Lineage: Eukaryota; Metazoa; Chordata; Actinopteri; Characiformes; Acestrorhamphidae. The transcript is spliced from 2 exons. Gene Ontology annotation, molecular function: nucleotide binding.